UCUCCUAUAAAAGGAACUGUUCAGCUUUCACCGGGAUAGUGAACAGUCACCAAAAAACACCACGACUUCAAAUACAAGCCGGCAGCCAAGAAGCCAGACUCUUCUUGAAAGGGAUUGAAAACCCGUAAAAAGCAAAUUGCUGACUGUUGAAGUACCGUGGGAAGACUUCUGAUAAUUGCAGGGUGCCUGUACUGUGCUGCGUGCGAUUGUGUACACAGAGCUGUCGAGGAGAGCGGACACAGAGCAUCCACUGUACUCUUCAGAAGGAAAGAGGGAGAAAUUAACGUCCUGUGACAGAGCUGCAGACUGGUUUGGGAGAUGAGUGCUGCUGUGCCCUGGCUUUGUAGUCUGGCCCUUCUGAUGCUCGCAGCCCGAGAUGGCAUUGCCCUGUUCUUGCCCGACUCCCCAGAGCUGCAGCAGCUGCUGAGCCGCUACCAGGAGCCCGAGCUGCACAACCGCACGGGGAACGGGGUGCUCAGCAGAGCCCGGCGCGCCAUCCAGUGGUCCGACCGGGAGGAGAUCCUGCAGCUGCACAACAAGCUGAGAGGACAGGUGCAGCCUUCAGCCUCCGACAUGGAGUACAUGGUGUGGGACGAAGAGCUGGAGCGCUCUGCCACUGCUUGGGCAGAGGAGUGCAUCUGGGACCACGGACCCCAGAACCUGCUCAUGUCCAUUGGGCAGAAUUUGGCUGUGCACUGGGGCAGGUACCGUUCGCCUGCGUAUCACGUCCAGGCCUGGUACGAUGAGGUGAAGGACUACACCUACCCCUACCCUGACGAGUGCAACCCCUGGUGCCCUGAGCGCUGUUCAGGGCCCAUGUGCACACACUACACACAGAUUGUCUGGGCCACAACCAACAAAGUGGGCUGUGCUGUCCACGUGUGUGGGAGGAUGAACGUUUGGGGAGAGAUCUGGGAGAACGCCGUGUACCUCGUCUGUAAUUAUUCGCCAAAGGGUAAUUGGAUUGGUGAGGCCCCCUACCAACAUGGCAGGCCGUGCUCCCACUGUCCCCCAAGUUAUGGAGGGGGCUGCAAGGAAAACCUCUGCUACAAAGCAGACACCCCUGAGCCCCAGCGCCCUGAGACAGAGGACAUGAACGAAGUGGAGAAACCCCAGGUCCCGGAGGACAUCCCUGCCUGGGCACGACCUCGCACCCGCCCCGCUCCCACCAAGCCGGGUUCCAAGGACACGGGCAGGACCUAUAUGGCCCAGGAUAUCAAGUGUGAGACGAAGAUGCGUGAUAAAUGCAAAGGAGCAACCUGUAACAGGUAUGUCUGUCCUGCAAACUGCAAGAACUCUAAAGGCAAGGUGUGGGGGACCCUCUUUUAUGAUGUGCAAUCCAGUAUCUGCCGGGCUGCAUUGCAUUAUGGAGCGAUUGAUAACAAUGGAGGUUUGAUAGAUAUAACUCGGAAAAGCAGGAUGCCCUUCUUCGUCAAAUCCACGAGGAAUGGAAUUGAGUCUUUCAGUAAAUAUAAAGCCUCAAAUGCAUUCAUUGUCUCAAAAGUUGAAGAGAAGACAGUGGACUGCUAUGCAACUGUGGCAGAACUAUGUCCUUUUGAAGGGCCAGUUUCUCACUGCCCACGAGUGUACUGCCCAGCAACCUGCAAGGAUGAACCUUCAUACUGGGCUCCAGUGAUUGGCACCAAUAUUUACUCGGAUAGCUCAAGUAUUUGUCGGGCAGCUAUCCAUGCUGGGGUGAUCGAAGCUAUGACUGGAGGCUAUGUGGACAUCGUGACAGCAGAUAAAAAGAAGAAUUAUGUGGGAACUCUUAAGAAUGGAAUCCAGUCAGAGAGUAAGAAAAAUCCAGAAGGGAAGUCCUUCCGCCUCUUUGCGGUGAGAGAGUAAGCCUCCAUUUGGUCCAGGCCUCAGCUCUGGCUCGGUUUAUGAAUACACGGGCUCACUGCUUGUGGUGAAAAGGGACAAGAAGUGCCCCUCGCUUGCACCAUGGCAACCUCACAGAACCUUCUCACCUGCUCUACAGAAAGACGAGUGUCAAAAUGAACCUCCUCCGCCUCUCACAGACACAAAGAGUGUUCUAAAAUCCUGUAGAACAAGUACAAACAAAGACCGUGAAAGAACGGGGCAUUCAUUUCUCAAGUGCAUUGUUACCAGUUGUUGAUUUCUUUAAACUGAAUAUGUGAGCAACAAUGCAGAAUGCUGUAUAAUAUUAUAUGAUAAAUUGAACAGCAGUGCUGGUUAUAUCUGUCUCAGAGUAUAGUUUAAAGUUAAAAAUGUUAUAUUACUUAUAUUAUUUUAAAAAUGCAGAAACAACCUAUUGCUCUCCAUACACAGGAAUGUAUAUUGUGUUUAAUCUUUGUACAGUGUUUCCGUUUGUGGAUCAGAAACAGUUAUAUCUUUUUAGCAUUUGUAUUUUUUUUUCCACUGAUUGUUGGUGCUUUUUUGGAUUGAGAUCAGAAACAUAGUCACAUUAUUACCGACUAUAUAUCCUAGCUUUUCUAUUUGCUCUUCAAGGCUUACUGUUCAAGCUAUUGAUUUGCUGAAAGCCGGGACUCCUAACAAGCCGGGAUGAAUAGGAUCUUUCAUUGUUUACAGUUUUAUUAUGAGCAGACCUGGAAUCUAAUAUGACUUGGUGUGCCAAUAACACAUGAUAUCACUUGAAGCUCCGAUAAAGGUACAGAAAUAUGAUCUAUAUGUGUAAAGGUCAGAUUUUCUUUAUCUUGUGAAAUUUGCCACCUGUGCAUAAACCAUACAGUUAGAAAAGGGAAUUAUAAAGUGAUAGAAACUGGUAUCAGUAUGUUGAUUAAACAGAAAUAGACAGAAUAUAUUAUAAUUUCAUAUACGAGGCUAGUCUUUGCCUUGUGCAUGUUUUUCCAGUUACCAUUACAAAAUCAGUGUGACAUAUCACAAUUGUGCCUUAUGAAAUAGCUGUUAUUCAUACACCUCUGGCUUUGAUCCAGAUGUUAACAUAAAAAUUUCACAUCCUAAUGUCAGUGGAUCAGCAUCUGAAACAAUCAAGGGUCAAUGCAUGUUUAUCAUUUUGUUUAUCAUUUUGUUACAGUAGUAGCUCAUAUUCUGGAUAGGAUUUGUCUGCCAAGUGCCUUUUUUAUGAAAAAAAUUAAAUAACAGUUCAUGCACCUGGAUGCACUUUGUAAAAGAAACAGAUGCAUGGAUCACUGUUAAAACCACUCAGAAUGUAUUUUUUCUAAUAGAACACUUACCCGGGACGUGAAGCACGUAGCUGUAAACAAGACAUGGUCAGUAGGUGGUAGCAGUCUUAUACCUUUUCUCACCUGUUUGACUCAUUUCACAGUUCAGCAGAUGGAUUUUCAUGCUGAAAAAAAACAAACGUGGCCUUAACGAUUCUUUUAUAAAAAUGUUUUAAAAUGUAGUGAGCACCCGAAUGUGUUGAUUAGCUGAAUCCCGUUAGGAUGAAGUAAAAACUCCUGCCUUUCCCCUAAAGAUUCCUUGUUUUUACCCAUGCUGACAGAACACCCCAGUCUAGAUUGUAUUUAGAAUUUGCUACUUGCUUGUCCUUUUUGGCUACCUCAGACCUGUCAUUGUACUCCGUUAAAACUAUAGGCUAAAUCUUGCCAGCAAUCAUUUCAUUUUUCGUUCUGUAUGUACAGCUGCAGUAUAUCUUCUAGUGUAAAUAUAUUAAGUAUUCUCCUUUUUUUUUUUGCUUUGGCUUUUUAACUGUAAAAGUGUUUUUCAGAAAUGUGUCAGUGUUCUGUCCAUUUUUGGUCGGAUCGUUUUUAUACAGCCAGUUGAGUGUCCUAUUAUUGUGUAUAAUUUGAUAAUAAAGAAAGUUUAAAACUUA
Lepisosteus oculatus (spotted gar) is the source of this 3778-nucleotide messenger RNA. It is a transcript of the gene crispld2, whose product is annotated as cysteine-rich secretory protein LCCL domain containing 2. Gene Ontology annotation, cellular component: extracellular region. Lineage: Eukaryota; Metazoa; Chordata; Actinopteri; Semionotiformes; Lepisosteidae. The record is from RefSeq and is a predicted model, not a curated record.